UAUUUGAAGAACAGGAAACAAACCUUUCAACAGCGUAAAGAAACGUGAAAAUUGUGAACGCUGCCAAAACAUCAGAUUACGUAUACAUCGGCAGAUAACAGAUAUAGAAACAGCAACGAAAAGUAGUUUUCAAGUGAAGUAAUAGUGCUGCUGAGAAACAAUUUGUUUGGCUAGCCUGGGUGCGAGGCAAGGGUUGUGUUUGAAUCUCCGACUCGAGGGAGGCGCCCUCCUUUUAGCUUGUGCAUGUUGAACAUUUUAUCUUUUUAACUUUUACACCUUUUGGGGAAUCUGCUUGAAGAUGGGGUGUACUCUGAGCACGGGUGAUAAGGCGGCGCAGGAGCGCAGUAAAAUCAUCGACAGGAAUUUACGGGACGACGGGGAAAAGGCAGCACGGGAAGUCAAGCUGCUUCUUCUCGGUGCUGGGGAGUCAGGGAAGAGUACCAUUGUCAAACAGAUGAAGAUCAUCCAUGAGGCGGGCUAUUCAGAGGAGGAGUGUAAGCAGUACAAGGCAGUGGUGUACAGCAACACCAUCCAGUCCAUCAUCGCCAUCAUCAGAGCCAUGGGGCGCCUCAAGAUAGACUUCGCUGAAGCAGCCAGAGCGGAUGAUGCUCGUCAGCUGUUUGUGCUGGCGGGAUCGGCAGAGGAGGGCUUCAUGACCGGUGAGCUGGCCGGAGUCAUCCAGCGCCUCUGGAAGGACGGUGGGGUCCAGGCCUGCUUCGGCCGCUCGCGAGAGUACCAGCUCAAUGACUCCGCUGCCUAUUAUCUGAAUGACCUGGACAGGAUAGCCCACGGAGCGUACGUGCCCACCCAGCAAGACGUGCUGAGGACCAGGGUGAAGACCACCGGCAUCGUGGAGACUCAUUUCACCUUCAAAGACCUCCACUUCAAAAUGUUUGAUGUGGGGGGUCAGAGGUCCGAGAGGAAGAAGUGGAUACACUGCUUUGAGGGAGUCACCGCCAUAAUCUUCUGUGUGGCGCUCAGUGACUACGACCUUGUGCUGGCUGAGGAUGAGGAGAUGAACCGGAUGCAUGAGAGCAUGAAGCUAUUUGACUCAAUCUGCAACAACAAGUGGUUCACAGACACCUCCAUCAUCCUCUUCCUCAACAAGAAGGAUCUGUUUGAGGAGAAGAUCCAAAAGAGUCCUCUCACUAUCUGUUACCCGGAGUACGCAGGCUCCAACACAUACGAGGAGGCAGCAGCCUACAUCCAGUGUCAGUUUGAGGACCUGAACAAGAGGAAGGACACCAAGGAGAUCUACACCCACUUCACUUGCGCCACCGAUACCAAGAAUGUGCAGUUUGUCUUCGACGCAGUCACCGAUGUCAUCAUCAAGAACAACCUGAAGGACUGUGGCCUCUUCUAGGGCAGUGUGGUGGCCAGCGUGUGUUCAGUGACCAUUUUCUUUGGGAUGUCUGUGGCUGGAGGGGGUUGGAUCAUGGACACUUUGUAGAGAACUUCACUUUUAACCUCUUAACUUUAAACUCAGUUUUUAAAAUGCCAUGUAGAAAAAUGUUUGUGUAAAAUAUUUGUACAACUGUCUAUGGCUGGAGAUUUUCACUGUUUUUAAGAUGUUUUUGUUUUAACCGGUCAAGUUAUUUAAAGGAUGGAGGGGGACUUUUCAUUUGUUUCUUCUAGGGAAGGUAUGGACACAUUUUUCUGUUAGGUACUUGUGCCUUUGCAUGCCUUAGUUCCAGUGUUUAGUUUUUUGGGGUAGAUGGUUUUUUUG
Oncorhynchus gorbuscha (pink salmon) is the source of this 1726-nucleotide messenger RNA. RefSeq names its product guanine nucleotide-binding protein G(i) subunit alpha-1-like. The record is from RefSeq and is a predicted model, not a curated record. Bases 299 to 1363 code for a protein of 354 amino acids. Gene Ontology annotation, biological process: adenylate cyclase-modulating G protein-coupled receptor signaling pathway. NCBI's taxonomy places the organism in Eukaryota, Metazoa, Chordata, Actinopteri, Salmoniformes, Salmonidae. Gene Ontology annotation, cellular component: heterotrimeric G-protein complex. Gene Ontology annotation, molecular function: G protein-coupled serotonin receptor binding; G-protein beta/gamma-subunit complex binding; GTPase activity. The transcript has 9 exons.